This is a messenger RNA of Gasterosteus aculeatus aculeatus (three-spined stickleback), 5264 nucleotides long. NCBI's taxonomy places the organism in Eukaryota, Metazoa, Chordata, Actinopteri, Perciformes, Gasterosteidae. The record is from RefSeq and is a predicted model, not a curated record.
CGGCUGGCGGGACGCAACGCAGAACGGGCCGGCAGCUCUCCGUUUCCUCAAACGGGAUUUAGUCCCAACUCGGGUUUUUCCGCCCUUUUCUUGUGGAUGGUUUUACCUGGAGGAAGAACGGUCGCUGCUCUCCCGGGGACGACGGCGGAGAAUGAGGGGGAAUCUUGUACCGCAUCUUCGGCGCGCCAGGGAAAUGCACUGAGGACCAAGCAAACGGAACACUCGCUUCCUGAGGACGUCCGCGAUUCGAGGAGAAACCAUGAGGUUGCGGCAGAGGAGCCCGGCAGUGGUCGCCGCGCUGGGCUUGAUGACCUGCGUCUGUGCCUUUUAUGCGACGACAGCCGUCGACAUCCCGCUGGAGGUUUUAGCUCAUAUAAACAUUGAGCAGCUGCCCACCAUCACGGCGCAGUCGCCCAGCCCCCUCAUCGCCUUCCCGUUCGACGAGAGCUUCCCCGUGACGUGUGAAGCCAAAGGGAACCCCAAGCCAGAAUUCACAUGGAUGAAGAAUGGCCAGGAAUUCGACCCCUCGCUGGACCCCCGCCUGAUGAAAGAGGAGAAUUCUGGGACCUUUGUGAUACCCAAUAAUGGGAACCUUACAGAGUACCAGGGAACCUAUCGCUGUUACGCCUCAAACAGAAUGGGGACCGCCAUAUCGAAGGAGAUUGAGUUCAUUGUGCCCAAUGUUCCGAAGUUUCCAAAAGAAACACUUGAACCCGUUGUGGUGGAGGAAGGCCAGGCUUUUGUUUUGCAGUGUGACCCACCGAAAGGAAUCCCUCCCCUCCAGAUCUACUGGAUGACUAUCAACCUGCAGCACAUCGAGCAGGACGAGCGGGUCUCCAUGGGCCUGAACGGAGACCUCUACUUCUCCCACGCCGUGGAGAAGGACAGCAGGAGGGACUACUGCUGCUUCGCCGCCUUCUCCAAGAUACGCACCAUCGUUCAGAAGAACGCCAUGUCCGUCGUCGUGAAGACGAAAAAAAGUGGCAUGAAUCCAGAAACUGCCAAUGCAAUCCUCGACAGAAGACCCUCUCUUCUGACGCCCCCUGGUGUCAGAUCAGAGACACAUCUGGUCAAAGGAGACGACUUGGAAUGGGAGUGUAUUGCUGAGGGAUUUCCAACUCCAAGCGUGGAGUGGGUGAAGUUGGGUCAUCAACUCCCGGAUAAAGUCAGACUGGAGAAUCACAGGAAGCGGCUGAUUGUGCCCAAAGUCGACCGGGAAGACGACGGGAAGUACAUGUGCAAGGCGAAGAACGCGCUGGGAGAAGCCACCCAUUACUUCACACUGACGGUGGAAGAGCCCCCGGAGUGGGUGUUCGAGCCCGAGGGCCAGCUCAGCAUGAUCGGCUCCGACGUGCUCAUCAAGUGCGCCGCCAGCGGGGCCCCUCAGCCCAGGAUAACGUGGAGGGUGAACGGCGAGCUUCUGACGGGGGCCCCCUCGGCCAACCGGAAGGUGUUUGAUGACACCAUAGUCCUGCACAACGCCAAAGCCGCCGACAGCGCCGUCUAUCAGUGCGAGGCCUCCAACAAGCACGGCACCCUCCUGGCCAACGCCAACGUCAUGAUCAUGAAUCUGCCCCCCAUGAUUCUGACCAAGGAGGGGGAGGACUACUCCGCCGUGGAGGGGAAGGGAGUGAUGAUGCACUGCUCCGUCUUCAGCUCGCCUCCUUCUACGGUCACCUGGAGCAAAGACGACUCCCCUGAAUCGGUGGAGGGGCCGAGGUUCGCCGUUCACGACAACGGCUCGCUGGAGAUCUACGGCGCCGAGAAAGACGACGCGGGACAGUACACGUGUUUAGCCAAAAACACGGAGGGGUCGUCCGCCGUCAAUGCCGGGCUCUACGUGAAAGAUCCCACCAGAGUGGUGGCGGCCCAGGAGGACGUGCAGAUCCUAAUAGGUGCCACGGCCCAGCUCUCGUGCUUCGCAGAGUACGACAAGUCCUUCAGCCACGACUUUGAGCUCCUGUGGGAGAAAGACGAUGUGGCGAUAGGCCUCAACCACACGGAGAAUUCAAGGUACUUUGUGGAGGAAGGUGUCCUCCAGAUCGUCAACGUGAGCCACGGGGACCAGGGCGUGUUCACGUGCGUGGCGAGAACCCCGGUGGACCGAGACUCGGCCUCGACGCUGCUCAUGGUGCUUGACGUCCCAGAUGCACCCGAGUACUUGGUGCUGUCUGAACACAAGAGCAAGAGUGUGAAACUGAAAUGGAUCCCUGGAGACGAUCACAACAGCUCCGUCUCAGAGUUCAUCAUCGAGUACGAGGAGAGCCAGUGGGAGCCGGGGACCUGGAAGGAGCUGCUCCGCGUGCCCGGCAACCACAACCAGGCCGUGGCCAAGCUGCACGGCCACGUGGACUACCGCUUCCGCGUGUCCGCCCUCAACGCCGUGGGGAGGGGUCGUCCCAGCGGGCCCACGGAGAGAUACAAACCCCCGCCGGCAGCCCCGGACAAGAACCCAGAAAAUAUCAAAAUUGAAGGUCAUUUGCCGCAUGAAAUGGAUAUCAACUGGGAGCCGCUGCUCCCCAUCGAGCACAAUGGUCCCGGUCUGGAGUACAAGGUGAGCUACAGGAGACAGGACGUGGAGGAGGACUGGAAGGAGCACAUGGUGAAGAGACACUCGUUUGUGGUGAAGAACACUCCCACCUUUGUGCCGUACGAGAUCAAGAUCCAAGCCAGGAACCACCAGGGCUGGGGCCCUGAGCCCCGGAUAGUGACCGGAUACUCGGGGGAGGACUCUUUCUUCUGGACUUGUCCACAGGAUGUAACCUCAGUUCCCUCUGCUGCACCAGACAACGUGGUCGUGGAGGUGCUGAACAGCUCAGUGGUCAAGGUUAGCUGGACGCGUGUACACAAGGACAAGCUGCACGGACAUCUGGGAGGCUACAGGGUGAACUGGUGGCGUCUGCGCAGCCUGGCGGACUCCAAGAAAGGCCACGGAGAGAAGCACUCGCUGGCGUUCCCCGGGGACCGCGCGCACGCCACCGUGCCGGCGCUGAGGCCCUUCUCCGAGUACAGCCUCAUGGUCAUGACCUUCAACGGGCGGGGCAACGGCCCCGGCAGCCACCCCCUCAACUUCAAAACCCCAGAGGGAGUCCCGGGGAAAAAUCCCGUUUUCCAGGUCACGGGUGUCCAGAAGCACAGCAUCUUUCUGCGCUGGGCCCCGCCAUCGGAGCCUAAUGGAAUUCUCACCGGGUACCUCCUCGAGUAUCAGCUCAUCAACGACACCGAGGAAGCGGGGCCCCCGCAGACGGUGGACGUCAGCAACCCCGACGCCACCACGUGGAUCCUGCGCGACCUGGAGCCCCUGAGCAGAUACAGGCUCCACCUGCGCUCCUGCACCGCGGUGGGCUGCGGGCCCGUCACCAGCGAGGAGGGCACCACCACCCUGGAGACAAGUCUGGCCAGCGUCCACGGAGGAAUAUCCACCCGCGGCUGGUUCAUCGGCCUGAUGUGCGCCGUCGCCCUGCUCACUCUCAUUGUGCUGAUCGCCUGCUUCGUCAACAGAAAUAAAGGAGGGAAGUAUUCCGUGAAAGAAAAAGAAGACCUCCACCCAGACGUGGAGUCCCAGGGCAUGAAUGACGACACCUUUUGUGAAUACAGUGACAACGACGAGAAGCCACUGAAGGGCAGCCAGCGCUCGCUGAGCAGGGAGAUCAAGGCCGGGGACAGCGGGGACAGCCUGGUGGACUACGGCGACGAGGACGUCCAGUUCAACGAGGACGGGUCCUUCAUCGGGGAGUACGCCGGGCGGAAGGAGAAGAGGGCGUCCGCCGAGAUCAAGGCCGGCGUUCAGGCGCCGGCGUGAGGAGCGCCGGCCGGCGUUCAUCCAUCAUCUGUCGUCUCCCGGGCAACGUUUCAUCAAACCCGCCGGGGGGGAGGGGUGGGGGCGGGGCCACCACCGGUGAAAAGUGGAAAACAGACAUGAUCCAUACGGAACACAGGGGCUUGGUGUCAAAUGUAAUGAGUCACUGCCGACCGCACACUGCCACCUUCAUUUUAUACAGCUGUUUUGUCGAGUUGCAACAGGAUGACCGUUACUAAAUACUGUGUGUGUAUAUAUAGUGUAUAUUGUAUGUGUGGAGUGUCUUUUUAUAAUUAGUACGCAAAAAAUGUAGAGGGCUUGGAUUUUCUUUUCUUUAAAAAUAUCUCCAUUACAUCAGCUGCUCGUACAAGUGUUAGAAACACGUCACUCUCCGCUGCACAUCGUUAUAUGCAGGAAUAUCAAGUCGAGUUUUUCAAUUGCAGCUGACUAUUACUGACCUUUUAUAUUUGAAAUUGAUUCAUUAAAUAUGAUGGAAGAUGUAUAUACAAGGAAGCGUAUUAACUUAUUCUAUCCAUUGGUUUUGUACCUGACUGAAUAAUAAGGGAAUUUGCAUAUCACAAACAGCGAGUCAUCAAUCUCCGUGUGACAUUAGGCGAAAAAUGAAAUGUAGCUUUUAUGUGUCUAGUUCGUUUAGCAUCAAGUGGACAGAUUAUAUGACGACAGGCCUCGGCCCGUGUUUGUGAUCAACAGCCCCAUACAGAGGUUGCCAUACCCGAUACGAAUGAUAUAUUAAAUUCAGAAAUUGUUGCGUAAUCCAAAACACUUUUAUAUCCGAAUUUGUAUUGAAAGAAUCAUUACGGUUGACUCCAGUUUGUAGGCAGACUAUUUCAUAUUGCAGCUGUUAACCGAUAGCUGGUAUAUUCAAAUGAAGUUGCUCUGGAAACAUUUUUUUGUCCAAGAAGUGGCCUCUUACUGUAGUAGUUUUGGGAAAUUUGCACAUACGAUUUUUUACGUUAAAGUUGCGGCUUGCAGCUGGUUAGCUAAUGAAAAAGCAUGAUAAUAUUAAACUAUUCCCUGAAAGCAGUUCUGUACACUAUUUUAAAAAGGGUCAAAGUGGAAGCGUCCACUAGUUUAGGUCAGGCUCAACAAAAUACUAGAUCCUUCACCUUUCAUGGGAUUAAUACACUGAUUUCCAUCUGUGAAUUGGAGGAGUACUUCUUCAUGAAGAAAGCUCAGAACAUCUUUAACUACAUAGAUUCCUGUAAUGUGGUCCUUUGCUGAGUGGAACUAGACUGUAGUCACCUUUACAUCAAUCCUAACAAGCCUCACUUUGUUACUUCCAGUAUUCUGCCAUUGGAAAAACACGCUCAGCAGUAACAUCCGCACCACCAACCCGUUGCAAUGUUUUGUAAAAAUUCAGCCAUUGCAUGUAAAGAAUGUCAAUUGGUGUUUUGUUUUUUCGAUGUCAUUAAAAUUGCUUUACGGUUUUUUACAACCCUGGUAA